This is a messenger RNA of Protopolystoma xenopodis, 1926 nucleotides long. NCBI's taxonomy places the organism in Eukaryota, Metazoa, Platyhelminthes, Monogenea, Polystomatidea, Polystomatidae. The record is from the annotation of a GenBank genome assembly.
AUGACUGAUGAUAACGGAUCUGCUGAACUUCAAUCCCUUUCUCCUGUACAUGACGAAAAACCAUCCCCCCCCUUAUCUACGAAUUCUUUCCAUGAUGCUGUUUCUUUAGAUAAUCAACAACCAUCUUCUCAUUUACACACAAACUUCGUAAACGGAAACCAGGCUCAUUUUCAUCACCGCCGAAAACGCGUUCGGGUUUCUCCUGUCAGGAUGCAAAUGGAUCAUGAUACAGCAAGUGACGGAUCUGGAUCCAGUGGAUUUAGUGCGAGUGCCCCUAGUUUUGAUAUAACAUCUAAAGAUAUCGAUCAAUCACGCUAUCGUUUGUCAGAAAUACAGGAGGGAGAUGCUGAACUUGACCAUAAGUCGCCUCAACUUUCCCCAUUCCAUCAUUCUUGUUUUCCUCUAGAUGGUCAAGAAGAAGGUAUUGGAAAUUGCCCAAAAAUGGAUCCUGAGGUCAGGGCAAUUAUAAGCAAAUUUGUUCAUUCCGAUACUGUCAUUCAUUGCCUUGAGCUAGCAGGCUUUACGACUGCUCCGGUCCUCGCUUGUCUUUUGGAUAUUUCUCAAAUUCGUCAAUUGGAAGAUUAUGUGCGUAAUGCUUGCGAAUUGAUGCCCAGUCGAGCCGCUCGUGUAUGGUUUUUGGGGUCUCUCUUUGCACAUCGACCCGAUCGUUUUCGUUUGCCGGCUGGAGCCAUAUGUGGGCUACGUCUGGCUAUAAAUGAAUUAUCUAGACGAGAUAUGAUUUCCUCUCAUUCUGAUUCUAAAAUCUCCUAUGGACAUGCCGGAUCUGUUUCGCCCCAUCGAUCAUCGAGUGAUGAGGAUAAAUAUGGAAAUGCAAAUGAUGGUGACUGUCAUGAUGACCCUAGUUUGCACAACGAAAUGAUCAAAUUCGAAGCCGGUUGUCAAACUAGUUUGUCUUUGCCCUUAAUCCUUGAUACAACUAAUCAUCUGGCAGCAGCUGCCGCAGCCUUCCUACCAAUAACCUGUGCAAGUGCAUCGACUUGCAUUGCCGACACCAACUCAACGACAUCGUUCAACACUGGAAACUCCCAUUCAAGUAUUGUCUCAGACUCCGGAUCCAUGGCAUCUACUAUUACGGUUUCUUCUGCACAUGUAUCACAUACUCAGGGCUGCAAUUCUGCCGCAAUGGUAUCUAUAAAUAAUACUGUCCCUGGUUCUGCAUCCAUUUCUAACAACCUUCAAAGCCCAGUGUGUUCUGGUGCAAAUUCAAGCAUACCAUUACUACCUUUCUUGUCAAAUAACCAACAGAGUAGCAGCCACCUGCUUUCAACUAAUACUAUUCCGAAUUCCGUAGUUGUUGGAGCCACAGGCACAACCGGAAGUGGUAUGCUGGAUGAAGAAAGGAUCGACCUAGAACGUCUGAAACAACACGCUACAGCCAGCGCUGUCAGGCUAGCUACCCGUCAAUUUAUUAAUGCCCAUUUGAUCAGAGGACGCGAUUUUGAUAUGGAGAUGGAACUUUCCAUAACUGCGGAGGGCCUUAAGCGUGUUACCGGUAUAUUCUAUUGUCACCUCUGUAGAGAAAAACGAGAUCGAACGUCGGCCGUAAGAUUUUCAAUUGCAAGAAACCGGCAUCCCGUAAUGAGCAACGUUCUUUCACAUUUGAAAAUGCACUUCCAAUAUCGUGGGCAAACCCUUCCUCCAUCAAAUGGGGCCCAUGUGAUACAUCAAACCUCCACUCCCCCCGGAGUUUAUGGGCAACCUAAGCCCGAGAUUUUCCAAAUGCCUUCACAUACUUGGCAGCCAAACGCCAUUGCUCAAUCUCCUGUAAAACCUGAGAACGUCUCAAGUCCUCAGGCCUCAUCCAAUCCAAACAGCAGCGCUGGGGCUACUGAAAAUGUCCUCUUCUCCCCAAACAACCCGGCGCAACAACAGCCACAUACUUUUGGUGGGUCUGGUAUGGUCUGA